GUCUGCAGCAAGUUCAGAUCUUGAAGCUGGACUUGACAGACCUGCGGCAGGUGGAGCAAGUCGCUGCGCAGCUGGAGCGGCUGCCAGCGUUACACAUAUUGGUGAACAAUGCGGGCGUCGCGACCCAGUUCCCGCACAAGCUGACGCAAAAUGGUAUCGAGACUACCUUCCAGGCCAACUAUCUUGGCCACUUCCUCCUGACGACACGAUUGCUUCCACUGCUGCAAAGCUCGUCUCCGUCACGAUUGGUGCAUCUCACCUCCGGUGCUCACCGUGGUGCUCCGGUAGCCGGUGUGCCGCUGUCCCUAGAAGGCAUCAACGACAAGGACGCUAUGGGACCAUACGCAAGGUACGGCGCGGCUAAGUUGGCCAACCUCAUCUUCUCCCAGGAAAUUGACAGGCGUCUUGGGCACCUGGGUGUGUACAGCAACGCCGUGCAUCCGGGCGUUGUCGCGACGGAGAUGCUCCGGCUUGACAAUUUCGAGGCCAUGCUUGGCUCCUUCCUGGGGGCAUUGGCGUUCCAGGCGGCGCAGCUGCGGAAUCGGCUCUUUGCCUAUGGCGCCCAAGAGGCCGCGCUGAAUCUCCUCUUCUGCGCGGCAGCGCCGGAGGUGGAGGUACGAACCGUGCACGGCAAGCUUAUCGUACCCAUCGCCACGGAGCACCCGCCGCGCCACGCGCAAGCCUUCAAUGAGGAAUUUGCGAUCCGUCUCUGGGAGUUCAGCGAAAAGCUCAUCACCGAAUCCUUGGCCAAGACUAAGCCCUGGGCGGUGUUCGUGGCCACCUGUUGGCUCUCCGCCUUUCGCAUCAAGUAUCUUUUUCCGUAUACCGUCGAUCUGAUCCUCAUUGGAUUUAUUCUGGCCUGGGUAGUCAGCGUGGGUGCUGCUGUCUAUGCGCGAUUCCGAAUUCCGGAGCCGACCUGGUACACCUACCUCUGCUUUACGCUGGGCCUGGCCGUGGUGACUGGCCCUCUCUGCGGACAUUGGAUCUUUUCAAGCCUCAUGCAGCAUUACUACCGAGUGGGAGAUCUCAAGGUGCUGUCGGGCGUCGACGUCUCCAACGCACAAGGCGACUCUAUGUUGGACGCCGGAAUUGUCGAGUUCGCCAAAGGGAACUACCUGGAUGAGAUGAGGGCUUGGCACUUCAAGCACCACGUGACCUACUGCGUCGCCCCGGUGGUCACGAACCGCACACUGGGGCCAGUCAGCGGGUGCAACCCUCGGGGAACCAUUCUGUCUCGGAUUUAG
Molecule: messenger RNA, 1244 nt
Organism: Symbiodinium sp. CCMP2456
Lineage: Eukaryota; Dinophyceae; Suessiales; Symbiodiniaceae
Source: the annotation of a GenBank genome assembly